AUGAGUUUCCAAGUCCCGUUCGGAUCUAGUCCAUCAACCCCAGACAAAUCUCGCAGCUUGUGGAGCGACGUCUCGGCGACUCCUGCAGACGGCCCACCAUCGACGACCAAGUCCUUUACUCCUCGAGGCCCUCCUCCGUCAACCAUCUACGGAGGCUCUCAGAUGAGCACGCGAUCACAGCUCGAUUCCCCUCAAUCUUUCUUCACCAAGUCGGGAGGAGUGGAUUUCAAUGACAGCAUCUUCAAUUCUUCAAUCGGAUCCACCCAUCAGCCAGCGCCCCGGGCCAAAAAUGCUGGUCCGAAGAAAUCCUUUGCGCAAUCGCAGUCGCUCUUUGGUAUGGCAAACAACACGAGGUUCGGGGAAUCUACUAGCUUCGGAAUGUCCAAUGGCUUCACUUCGCACCUGAAUGAAGAGGUCGAUGAUGAAGGAGAUGAGGAUAUGUUGCCUGAGGAGGAAGAGGACGUUGAAGAGGAACACGGUGACAUGGACAUAGGCGACGCGACUGAUGGUUCAGGACACCGGCUGAGCUUUUUAGACUCUCAGUUUGGGAAUUCGACGCAACCACAAUCCUUUUCGUUGGGCCAACGAAAGUCGAUAUACUCGAAUCCAGGCAAUGCCAAACGACCGAAACUUGACGAAAAAUGGGCCAAACAAUCACCACUACGCAAAGGCAAAUUGUCUCCUAAGAAGGACUCCGCGAUGCCUUCCAUAAUACGCAAUUUAGCCUCUAGAGCUGGCACCGCAGUGGUUGAUGAGCCCAGUGAGAUCAUCAUCAGCACGGAGGACGAAAUUUGUCGCAUGUACGAUGAAGCAAGGCAGUCCGAAUACACGAACAAGGACUCCCAGGUUAUUCUGUCGGAAGUCUCCGGCAGAUUAACAGCUACAUGGGCGACGUCCGUUGGACCCUCUAAUACUGAAACUGGCAUUGGGCCUGGGGAUCAGGCCUCGAAUGUUGCCAAGGCCAGCUUUAUUGGUUCUCUGUUGCUCCAACUCCAUCACCCGCCCCUGUCCGCUCCCAAGCAAGGGAGCCUCAACAAUCCGCUAGGGUUUGCGGCUCCCAGGAGUUUAGCGCUCACCAGCCCCCAAGCAGACACGAUCACCCCGAUUCCUAAAGUUCUCCUGGAUUGGCUGGAAGCUAAUCAUGCUCCUCAGACCAACGAAUUACAAAUUCUGAGGGAGGUUGAGCCGAAUCCCACAGCAUCUUCUGAUUUCUGGGAGAUCAUCAAUGCGGCCGUAUUACGUGGACGCUUCAAUGAGGCCGCCGAUUUACUGCGUUCUGCUGAUUUCAACUACGCAAGGUCAGCGCUGGAGGAUGGUUUGCCCCAAGCUGGUUACCGCGGAGUACAACUACAAAAUAUUCAAAGAUGUGCCAACAAGGCUCUUCAAAUCUUGGAAUCAUCUCCUAGCGCUCAAUAUGGUGACUGGGACGUCAAGGGCACCGAAUGGGCUUUGUACCGGAAGCGUGUCAUGGGAGCCGUCACCGACUUGGAAGAAUUCGCUGAGGGGGGAGAACAGCAGUCACCUGAGCCUCCAGUUUCAGAAAAUCGCUUUCAGGCGAUCAAUUUUGGAUUGAAGCCUAGUCCGGCUAAAGGAGAUUUUUCUUUCACCAAAUCUGCGCGCAUGGCGGAGAGCCGUGUGCCAUGGACCAUCUAUCAGAAUUUGAGGUCCUUAUAUCGUAUCAUCCUCGGUGAUACUAGCGCCAUCAUGAGCAAUGCACAAGAUUGGAUCGAGGCCACCGUUGGAUUAACAGUGUGGUGGGACGGUGAGGAUGAUGAAGAAGUCGCCAGCGACCCCUUUGGCCGCGUGGGGAUGUUUAAGCCGCAAUCAUUCCGUGGCGUCAACGAUGACCCGGUGAGCCCUUACCUUCAGCGUCUCGACCUUGCUUUGAGAAGUGCGAUCAACGAGGCGUCGACAAAUUCGGGGUUCCGGGUCAAUCCACUCAGUAACCUAGAGGUCGGCCUAGCAUCCGUCUUCGAGGGCAAUGUAGACGGUGUUCUUGGUUUGCUCCAAACAUGGUCUCUGUCUAUUGCAUCUGCUGUAGCUGAAGUUGCUUCACUUGGGGGUUGGCUGGACACAGCCGGUGGCCCGAAGACGUUGCCCGGUCUCAGUGAGAACGACUUGAUGGUUCUAUCAUAUGGUCAAACCGGCAAUGGGUCGACGGAUCGAAUCCGAAAGGACGACGUUUUGUGUGCCUAUGCUCUUGGCUUGUUUGACCGAAACUCCAUUGAGCACGAAUCUGGUGUCCGAGACGGGUGGGAACUUGCGCUGGAAGUCCUGAGUCGUCUGACAGAUGCGGAGAAUAUGCAGAAGAGUGUAUCAGAGCUGCUAGAUAAACUUCCCCUCGAUACCGCCGAGGAGAUGGACAAGGCGGUGUUGCUAUGCUCUGAAUUGGGUUUAGACAAGGAGGGGAGGAGAGUGUCCGAGCGAUUUGGUGAUCAAACGGUGGAAAAUUCCGAAGACUACGGUCUCGCCUUAGUCUGCUACGCUCGUGCACAUAGCCGCCGGAAGGUGAAAUCUGUUGUCGACUUGCUUAUCUCCUACAGUCUGGUCCAAUCGCUUGCAUAUCCCGCAUCAGCGAAUCUGGACGAGCAGUUGGAGGCUCUGAUCAGAGAUCCGAAACUCUGCCUCUCCGCGAUUGCAGCCUCAGACGAGGUCGCUGCCGACAUUCUUCAAUUUUAUUUCAGCGGAUAUGCGACAUUGCGCCGGUUCUUCGAAACACGGGAUGAAACGAUUGGGCUCAAAGAAGGGCAGCGACCUCGGUUCAAGCCCUUGGCCAGACGCAGGGCCGCGGCCGGGGCUUUGGUUGCCGUCAUCAGCAGUGCCGCUGAUAGCAUCUACGGUGGGCUUUAUGACCCUGACCGGGACUCUGCGGUGCAAGUGGACGGACUGUUGACGCUUUUGGGAGAGGCGUUGGCUUUUAUCAAUCAGCCAACUCCAAUCCUUUCCGUACCUCAGCAAUUUGCUAUCUUGUCGGCCAUUGAAGAUCUAGAAACAGUCACACCUCGCGUUUUCGCCCAGUGCGAAGAGUGUUUCCGCUCGACACUAAUCGAAUACUCCUCUGGACGCGCCUCUUCUGGCGGUCGGUCGUCGGCCGAGUCCUACGUCCUUCCACCGUCACCACGGGCUCUUCUUAAGAAGUCCGUCUCUUCCUUGACCGCUUCCAGCACGUUCUCAUUCAUUGGCAGUGACAUGAUCGAGUCAGCGAAGAAUCGGACCAUGUCUACUUCGGGGUCUAUAUCCAGCUCCGCUGUUCUAGUCCCUCGUCCCGGCGACGAAGGCCACAAGGGCCAGGAGCGGGGUUGGGACUGGCGCGCAGGGCUGCCGGAAGACAUCAAGGGCGAGGAAGUUCUUAAGAUUUUGCGCUUGGGAUUAGCAAGAGGGUUGAGUUUCGGUGCUUUGGGUUCGGUUUAA
This is a messenger RNA of Aspergillus clavatus NRRL 1, 3411 nucleotides long. RefSeq names its product putative nuclear pore complex subunit Nup85. The record is from RefSeq and is a predicted model, not a curated record. The transcript is spliced from 3 exons. Gene Ontology annotation, molecular function: structural constituent of nuclear pore. Lineage: Eukaryota; Fungi; Ascomycota; Eurotiomycetes; Eurotiales; Aspergillaceae. Bases 1 to 3411 code for a protein of 1136 amino acids. Gene Ontology annotation, cellular component: nuclear pore outer ring. Gene Ontology annotation, biological process: protein import into nucleus; mRNA export from nucleus; positive regulation of DNA-templated transcription.